AUGGAGCUCAUCACCAUCCUCGAGAAGACCGUCUCUCCAGACCGCAAUGAGCUGGAAGCGGCACAGAAGUUUCUGGAGCAGGCGGCCAUCGAGAACCAGGCAACUUUCCUGUUGGAGCUCUCAAAAGUGUUGGCCAAUCCUGCAAACAGCCAGGUUGCGAGAGUUGCAUCUGGGUUACAGAUUAAGAACUCUUUGACCUCAAAGGACUCGGAUAUGAAGUCACAGUACCAACAACGGUGGCUGGCAAUUGAUUCCAAUGUCCGAAGUGAGAUCAAAGCUUUGGUCUUGCGUACACUGGGAACAGAAAGCUACAGGCCCAGUUCAGCAUCACAGUGCGUGGCAGGGAUAGCAUGUGCGGAAAUACCAGUCAACCAAUGGCCUCAACUAAUACCACAGCUUGUUGCUAACGUGACCGACAUAAACAGUACAGAGCACAUGAAAGAAUCUACGCUGGAAGCGAUUGGGUAUAUUUGUCAGGACAUUGAUCCAGAGCAACUGCAACAUAAAUCAAAUGAAAUCUUGACUGCUAUCAUCCAGGGUAUGAGAAAAGAAGAGCCAAGCAACAAUGUCAGGCUAGCAGCAACAAAUGCUCUGCUCAACUCUCUGGAGUUCACAAAAUCUAACUUUGACAAAGAGGCUGAAAGGCACUAUAUAAUGCAAGUGGUCUGUGAAGCAACACAAUGCCCUGAUACUAGGGUACGAGUGGCUGCAUUACAAAACCUGGUGAAGAUUAUGUCCUUGUACUAUCAAUAUAUGGAAACAUACAUGGGUCCUGCACUGUUUGCUAUCACUGUGGAGGCAAUGAAGAAUGAAAUUGAUGAAGUUGCUCUGCAGGGAAUUGAGUUCUGGUCCAACGUUUGUGAUGAGGAAAUGGACCUGGCAAUUGAAGCAUCUGAGGCAGCUGAACAGGGAAGACCUCCAGAACAUACAAGCAAAUUUUAUGCGAAGGGGGCUUUGCAAUACUUGGUCCCCAUUCUGACACAGACGUUAACAAAACAGGAUGAGAAUGAUGACGACGAUGACUGGAAUCCCUGUAAGGCUGCUGGAGUGUGUCUCAUGCUGCUGGCUACAUGCUGUGAGGAUGAUAUUGUGCCCCAUGUACUGCCAUUCAUCAAAGAGCACAUUAAGAACCCAGAUUGGCGAUACAGGGAUGCUGCAGUCAUGGCAUUUGGCUGUAUCCUUGAGGGGCCUGAAGCCACCCAGUUAAAACCUCUAGUCAUCCAGGCUAUGCCCACUCUAAUAGAGCUAAUGAAAGACCACAGUGUUGUGGUGAGGGACACUACUGCCUGGACGGUUGGCCGGAUAUGUGAGCUUCUCCCAGAGGCAGCAAUCAAUGAUGUUUACCUCGUUCCUUUACUUCAGUGCCUCAUUGAGGGGCUGGGAGCUGAACCCAGGGUGGCUACUAACGUGUGCUGGGCCUUCACCAGUUUGGCUGAAGCUGCUUAUGAAGCUGCUGAUGUUACUGAUGACCAAGAAGAACCAGCCUCCUACUGUUUGUCCAGCUCCUUUGAGGUCAUUGUGCAGAAGCUGCUGGAGACCACGGACAGGCCUGAUGGACACCAGAACAACCUACGAAGUGCUGCCUACGAAGCUCUAAUGGAAAUUGUCAAGAAUAGUGCCAAGGACUGCUACCCUGCUGUUCAGAAAACCACACUAGUGAUAAUGGAGAGACUACAGCAAGUGCUUCAGAUGGAGUCCCACAUACAGAGUACAUCAGACAGGAUCCAAUUCAAUGAUCUACAGUCUCUUCUCUGUGCUACUCUCCAGAAUGUGCUUCGUAAAGUGCAGCCCCAAGAUGCACUUCAGAUAUCUGAUGUAGUGAUGGCUUCCCUGCUACGCAUGUUUCAGAGUACAGCUGGUUCAGGAGGGGUACAAGAAGAUGCCCUAAUGGCAGUGAGCACUCUGGUAGAAGUUCUUGGAGCAGAAUUUCUGAAGUACAUGGAGGCAUUUAAACCUUUUCUUGCCAUUGGCCUAAAGAACUAUGCAGAGUAUCAGGUGUGCCUGGCUGCUGUUGGGCUUGUAGGAGACCUAUGCCGGGUUCUGCAAACAAACAUCUUACCAUUCUGUGACGAAAUUAUGCAACAGCUUCUAGAGAAUCUGGGGAAUGAGAAUGUUCACCGCUCUGUAAAGCCACAGAUUCUUUCCGUGUUUGGAGACAUUGCAUUGGCUAUCGGAGGGGAGUUUAAAAAGUACCUGGAUGUUGUGCUGAACACGCUGCAGCAAGCUUCUCAGGCUCAGGUGGAUAAGACAGAUUAUGACAUGGUGGAUUACCUAAAUGAGCUGCGUGAGGGCUGUCUUGAGGCCUAUACUGGAAUCAUCCAGGGACUCAAAGGAGACCAAGAGAAUGUGCACCCUGAUGUGAUGCUAGUACAGCCACGUGUGGAGUUUAUUCUGUCAUUUAUCGAUCACAUCGCUUCAGAUGAGGAUCACACAGACAGUGUGGUGGCCUGUGGGGCUGGCCUUAUUGGAGAUUUAUGCACCGCAUUUGGAAAGGACGUGGUAAAGUUGGUGGAAACUCGCCAAUGAUCCAUGACUUGCUAACAGAGGGUAGACGAUCAAAGACGAACAAGACAAAAACACUUGCUACCUGGGCCACCAAGGAACUACGAAAGCUAAAAAAUCAAGCCUG
Messenger RNA from Staurois parvus, 2629 nucleotides. The record is from the annotation of a GenBank genome assembly. Lineage: Eukaryota; Metazoa; Chordata; Amphibia; Anura; Ranidae.